CAAUUAGAAUACUACUUGAGUCUUGGGCAUCAAAUAGAACUAGUAAUGGAGGAACCUCAGGGGGAACGUGGUUCACCACAAAAGGCGGGAAAAGAAGAAGAAAAAGAAAGAAAGAUAAGAAAAAGAAGUCAUAAGAAAAAGCCUGAAGUUCAGUCUGAAGUUAAAUCUGAAGUAACACAAUUAGAAGCCACUCCAUCAGAAGUCACAUCAUCAGAUGUUUCACAACAGGGUACUCCUCCUCCACCACAGUAUCAAUCACCACCAUCUCAUAUACAAACUGAACUAGUCCAAGUACAUGAUGGACAGGGUGGCUUUAAAACUGUUAGGUUGAUCAAACGUCCACCCCCUCCACCUACAAUGUGGUUUCUAAUCAGUUCUGAAAAGCCAUGGUGGAAUGUACCAGUGACUGUUAAUAUCCUGUACUGGGUAAUGACUGUAUUCGCUUUUAUAAUUCGGUUCUGGAGAAUUGAUCUUCCUAACUGUGUAGUUUUUGAUGAAGUUCAUUUUGGAAAGUUUGCUAGUUACUACUUAUCUCAAACUUUUUUCUUUGAUGUUCAUCCUCCUCUUGGGAAACUCAUUUUUGCAUUGAUUGGUUACUGGAAUGACUUUGAUGGCUCCUUCCUGUUUUCCACUAUUGGUGAAGAAUUUCCCUCUGAAGUUCCUUAUGUUAUUAUGCGUGGAGCCUCAGCACUUUGUGGUGCGUUACUGAUUCCAACUAUAUAUGAAAUAAUGGUGAUGCUAGGCUUUACUCAUAAAGGUGCCCUGUUGGCAUGUUUCUUUACUCUAUUGGAUAACUCACUCCAGAUUCAGAGUCGAGUGAUUAUGUUGGACUCUUUUGUCAUCUUGUUCACGUAUUUGUCUGUUUUAGGUUAUUUGAAAGUGUAUCAUUGUAGAGCAGUGUCAUAUAGCAGGAGAUGGCAUUGCUGGCUAGCCAUAACUGGGAUUUCUUUAGGAAUAUUGCUUGGUGUCAAGUAUACUGGCCUCAUUGCUGUUGGCUGUGUUGGAUUGCUUGGUCUCUGUGACUUAUGGCAGAUAGUAGGUGAUUUAGCAGUGGACAAGUGGCCUGAGCCUAACCCACCACUGCAUAAAGAUUUGUUGGAUCUGUUUGUUCAUAUGGCUCAUCGUGGAGCAUACCUUCUUGGAAUACCUUUACUCAUGAACUUUGUUUUAUUCUACAUUCAUUUUUAUGUGUUGGUCAAUGCUGGCCCAGGCAAUGCUUUUGUGUCUCUAGACUUCCAAGACACUCUAAAGGGCAGUCCUGUUCCUCCUCCUGUUAGAUAUUCUGUGCCUGAAAACUCAACACUGUUAAGAUAUGGUGCUAGUAUUUCAUUUCGUAAUCAAGAUAGUUCCUGCUGGUUGCAUUCCCAUAAAGACCUUUAUCCUCUCAAGUAUCCUGAUGGGCGUGGCUCCAGUUAUCAACAGCAAGUCACUUGUUAUGAGUUUCGUGAUCCAAAUAAUUAUUGGACUAUAAGGAAACCUGGAAUUCCAUCUGAUCCAUCAAUACCUACUAAUGAUACUGAUCCUGUGAGGAAUAAUGAUGUUAUUGAACUGGUUCACACUAAAACUGAGAAGUUGCUCAACAGUCAUGAUGUGGCUGCUCCUCUCUCUCCUGCUAAUCAAGAGAUUGCUGGCUACAUCAAUUACUCUGCUAAGUUUAUACCUUACCUACAUUGGAGAAUAGAAUUGCAAGGUGUGAAGGAUGACAUUCCUGUAUUUUGGGCUUCUGGAAAGACUAAGUUUAGAUUCAUUCAUGUCAACAGUAAUCAAGCAAUGGCGUGUACUGGAUCACGACUGCCUGAAUGGGGAUUUCAACAAUUUGAGGUGGCUACUGAUCGUGCAGUGGAGUCGUCUCACACUUUAUGGGUAAUGGAUGAUGCUAAUCAUGUUAAUUCAACUGAUGAAAUGUUGGAAGAAGAGGAAACACUUCGUAAUGAAACAGCUAAUCAAUUUCAGCCUUUACCAUCUCGUCGCCCUCGUGAUCCUAAUGUUACUAUGUCAUUUUGGGAGAAAUACUUUGAAAUGCAGGGUAGAAUGUUAGCAGCUCAUGGUAAUCUGGGCGAUCAUCAGUUUGGGGCCAGUCCUGCUCAGUGGCCUUUACUAGGGAAAACAUUACCAUAUUGGCUGCAUAAUAAAACUAAUGCUCAAAUCACAUUAUUAGGUAAUCCAGUAUUGUGGUGGUCUGGUACUGGAGGUAUAGGAAUCUUCUCUGUUGUAUUAUUAUUCUAUCUUGUACGAAAAAGAAGAAAUAUCAAUGAUAUUCCACCAGUUGUUUUUGAGCAAUAUUGGACAUCUGGAUUGGUGUUGAUGGUAGGAUGGUCUGCUCAUUACUUUCCUUAUUUUUUACUGUCAAGAGUUCUCUUUCUUCACCAUUAUUUGCCAGCACUUCCUUUCAAGUUCAUGUUAUUGGCAGCAUUGUUUGAUCAUGGAUACUAUUGGGCUAACAGAUGCAAAUGGUAUCCGAAACUCAUGAAAUUGUUUUAUCAAGGAUUAGUUUUUCUUUAUUGUUUUUCAGUUCUAGUGACAUUUUUUCUAUUUGCUCCUUUUGCAUUUGGUUACCCUGCACUUACAAAGCCUCAAAUAAUGUGGCGACGAUGGAGAUCACAUUGGGACCUUCUUAUUCGUGGCUAAUAAUCAUUAUUAAUUUUUACUAAUUCUUAGUUUUGUUUCCAAUUUUCUUUAGCCAAAAAGUUGCAUAUCAUAAUAAUAA
Amphimedon queenslandica is the source of this 2707-nucleotide messenger RNA. Its product is annotated as protein O-mannosyl-transferase 1-like. Gene Ontology annotation, cellular component: membrane; endoplasmic reticulum. The record is from RefSeq and is a predicted model, not a curated record. Bases 46 to 2628 code for a protein of 860 amino acids. Gene Ontology annotation, biological process: protein O-linked glycosylation via mannose. NCBI's taxonomy places the organism in Eukaryota, Metazoa, Porifera, Demospongiae, Haplosclerida, Niphatidae. The transcript is spliced from 21 exons. Gene Ontology annotation, molecular function: dolichyl-phosphate-mannose-protein mannosyltransferase activity.